AUGAUGGAUGCAAUGUGCGAGGCUAACUGGCGGUUUGCGACCGUGACAGGCCAUAAGAAAGACCGGAAGAAUGGCAAGGAAGGUGGCAGUGUGGUUGCAGCAGUGACCAAACAUGGUGCCAAGUUUUCGAAUGGGACUGUCUCCAAGGCGACCUCGUCGGAGCCGUCCCCCAUUGUCUCUCCUGAGAUACAACCCGCCUCGAGUCUGUCCUCAACAGAUCAUCCGGUGACUUCGCCUUUGCUGGAUGCUGCAUCGGGGACAGGGACAUCGUACACCACGAGCACCUCUCCGGGUGCACAGGACUGGCCUAGAGGCUUGUCCCCGGGGAUGGCGGGCUCUCCGGGGAAUCUGAUCAACUUUGUCGGGGAGUCUCCGCCGACGGCACCCUCUUCAUAUGAAGAUGCCCGUGGCGCGCCUGGCCGGGCUGGGCCGACCCUACCUCGACCUAUUGCUGCUCAUCAUACGCCAGCCUCAGCCUCGCCUCCUAUUGUGGGGCGCCGUCCUUUCAGUUUGCACAUGGACAGCCACUACUCUCCUCCAGAUACCCACCUGCCGCUCAGCGCUGCGGCAGUGGCCAGGCGAGGCUCGCUGAACUCUCCCUAUGUUCAUGGUCGUAUUGUAUCGAACCCCCCGCUCCCACAUCAUCCCCAGGCUCACUUUUACGGAGCGGCGCCUCUCGACCUUGAUCCAACUCCUCGGUCCGGUAUGAAGGCGGGCGAAAAGGGUUAUUACUUUGGCUUCGAUGUUCUCACGUUGCCGAGCGUGGAUCGCGCUCCUGGUAAGGACACUGUGGUCCUCGCUGGCUACGAGGGAGGGCUCGAGGUCUUUUCUGUCAGCAGGCGCGGCGUGGAACAUGUCGCCAAUCUCAAGGGGCUACGCGGAGGCGUCUACCACGCCAAAGUCCUGCCAUGGACUUCGGCCAGCUCCGAUCUGUUUCCUCUUGUUGCAGUGGUCGUUCACGGCCCAAUCUUGCCGCAGAGGACCUCCGAGGGUGGCGUGGAGGGCGGCGAUUACGACCCCGUUUCCGCAGACAGAUCCGAUGCCAUGAUAAACAGCCCUGCUCCUUCGGUCAAGAAUGCCGGCAGUAGCAAGACUGGUGCAGGGCUCAUCGAAGCCUACCAAACCAGCGUUGAAGUCUGGUCCCUGAAGACGGGUCAGCAGUUUUGCGUACUUCUUGAGGCGCCUAAGAUUCCUCUCAAGACGUCCAUCACGAGCCCUAGCUUCCACGCUCCCCCUCCUACCGGUGCUUUCCACAUUCAUGCAGAUGGCGGGAACAUUAUCGUAUCGUCGGGAGUUACGGGAGAAUGCUGGGUUUACCGUCAGAUGCCGCCCGUGGGCGAGCUGCCACUCCAUUUUGGCUGCAUCGGCAAGCUCUGGACCACUCUUCAGCAGCCCCCGAAGGGCGACACCCCCCAGGAACCGGAUUGGAGUCGUAUCCCUGGCCCAUCGUCUCCACGUCCUCGCCCGCAGACUGCUAUCGUGAGCGUGAGCGGGAGAUGGAUUGCCUAUUGUCCAGCCGCGCCGUCCUCUCAGAUUUCGUUGCGCGCUUCUGUCCCGGUACCUGUGUACGGCCGGGCUCCUGGCCUGACAUCUAUGACGGCUCCCCAACUACCGCCUGUCAACGCCGAAGUCGACUUGUUUAUGACCGAGAGCGUUGUGAACAAGGUCAUGCGUGAUGCGACCCAGGAGAUCAUCCAAGGUGCGAGGUGGAUUGGCAAGCAAGGCAUGCAGGCAUGGAACAACUAUUGGAACCCGCAGCCAAACCAGCAGCCACGUUCACCAACCACUGCUCCCCAGGGCUGGGGCGAGACAUUGCAGUUCCCGCCGACACACGGUCCGGUGACUUCCCAGCCCGUGGUCAAGGACCCCGGUAUGGUUUCGAUUAUCGAUAUCGAGACGCUCGGUUCAUUUUCAAACCUCCAUCCCAUUGCUACGUUCAGCGUCCCGAACGGCUGCAGCUUUCUGUCGCUUUCGCCAUCGGGCCUCUCGCUCUUCAGCGCGAGUAGCAAGGGCGACGUGCAAACCGUCUGGGACCUGAUGCGAAUCCAUAACACGAGAUCGUCGCCACUCCAGGCCGCCGCGUCGCCCCUGGGCGGUCCCCGGGUGCGCCAGGUCGCGCAUUUCUCCCGGAUGACCGUGGCACGCAUUAUAGAUGUGGCCUGGACGCGACCUAAUGGCGAGAGAAUCGCCAUGGUCACGGAGCGUGGUACUGUACAUAUCCUAGAUUUACCCCCUAGUGCUUUCAGUUGGCCCCCUCCUCGCCGCAGGCGCGCACAGGAGACCAAGGCCGCUGCCGCCGCCUCCGAGGCUCCGACCUCGGUUGCGAGCUCUGCCGCCAGCUCGGCUGUCUCAAUUGCUUCAAGUGCCUUGAGCUCAGUCCGUGACGUUGCUCUCCCGCUUAUCAACCGACACCAGCGAAGCAGUUCCAGCACACAAGCCGCGACAGGUUCAGCUAUCGGAGGGUACGCUGCCGCGGGCGGUAAAGUCCUUGCCGCCAGCAUCACUCACUCAUUGGGCAAGACUGGCAAUGUGAUCAGCCAGCUGCGGCAUACCGGCGAGAACAGAGUCUCACUGCCGAGCUCUUCUCCGCCUGGCCCGUCAUGUGUGAUCUGGGUGCCGGGCAAGCGGAACCACUCCUUGUUUAUUUUGGGUAUGGGGCUCGUCCGGACGUUCCCCUGCAGAACUCGGAAGGCUGAUGGCAAGGGAGGCAAAGGCCAUAAGACGCUGCGCCUGUCCCGCUACAAAGACCACAGCCUUCCCAUGCUUCCGGAUGAUGUCUUGCCGCCGGUCGUCAAGCGCAUCUUAGAUCCGGAGGAGUACCUGGACUUAGCGGCCGCCGCCGCUGAUCGAGACUUUGAAGCAGGAGCCAAUACUCUUGUGCUCAAUCAACCACGGCCCCGAGUGCAGAAGCCCUACGACCUCAGCGCGGAGUCUGCUAUCCCGCAGGCUGAGAUCGAGUCGAGCGCCCCGUACCAGCCUUUCCACACUGAUCGGCGCGUGGUGCUCUACGAACUGACUCCAUCCCGACCCACCAACACCGGUAAUGAACUCCAGGAGAGAGACCUUUCCUCUCUCAUGUCGGGUGCUUCUCUUGGAGACAACACCCCUCUCUCCUCGUCGCCGGAGCCGAGCAGCACUCCCUCUCGUCGUGGGAAGAAGCGCCAGCCUCCGGCUCUUCCUUCUCCUCUUCCUCCUCCUCCCGCCGUCGUGCCAGCUGCUUCCUCUGUCAUUAUCACCAGUUCGCUCCCCUCAGGAGCAUGGGUCUUCGGCCAGCCCCUUCCUGCCAUUCGGUUGGAUGUUGGAACAGGCCAUCAUCACCUGCUGGAUGACGCAGAUGAUGACAGCGACAAUCCAACGGUGUUCAGUAUCCCUCUUGAUUCCCAUGCGUCAAGGGCAUUGCCUGCAGAGGCGAUGGAACGGGUUUUGAUGCAUACGGAUGGCGGGGAUACCAAUGUGGGAAUGGCGCAGAUUGUUAUCACUACGCGUAAGAGGCGUAAUAGAUACAGAGGGGGCGAGGGAGAUGAAGAUGGGUUCUUUGAGGAUGAUUGUGAGGUGUUGGAUUUUGCAGAUCAGAGGGUCUAG
Molecule: messenger RNA, 3582 nt
Organism: Thermochaetoides thermophila DSM 1495
Lineage: Eukaryota; Fungi; Ascomycota; Sordariomycetes; Sordariales; Chaetomiaceae
Exons: 2
Coding region: 1-3582 (1193 amino acids)
Biological process (GO): response to starvation; autophagy
Cellular component (GO): cytoplasm
Molecular function (GO): protein binding
Source: RefSeq, a predicted model, not a curated record